Olea europaea var. sylvestris is the source of this 1724-nucleotide messenger RNA. RefSeq names its product kinetochore protein NDC80 homolog. The transcript is spliced from 2 exons. Gene Ontology annotation, biological process: attachment of mitotic spindle microtubules to kinetochore. Bases 95 to 1495 code for a protein of 466 amino acids. Lineage: Eukaryota; Viridiplantae; Streptophyta; Magnoliopsida; Lamiales; Oleaceae. The record is from RefSeq and is a predicted model, not a curated record. Gene Ontology annotation, cellular component: Ndc80 complex.
UCACUUCUAUUAAGCAGUAGGCGGGAAAAAAAUUCUGAAAAAAAAUAAAAAACAGAAGAGGGAGAAACGGAAAAACUCUAUUCGAUCUCCGACCAUGAGAGCCGCCGGUCGCCGCCGCGCUACGGAAUCCUUGGCAUCGGACCGCCGUCCCCCACCACCCACACCUACCAACACUGCAGACCCAUGGCAAUACCUGUCCACCCCAGUCCCUGGCCGCGACUCCGACGCCAGUUUCUGCAGCAGCCGCCCCUCAAACGCCUCCAUCGGCCGCCCGUCAGCCGCUUUCCCCAACACCUCCGACAAAUCUUAUCAGCUUGCUUCUAUCAGAACCAUCAAUGCCUAUCUUGCCUCUCUCUCCCUCCCUUUCUCUCUCAAACCCCCUCUUCCCUCCGCCAAAGACAUCACUGAAACCCUCAAAUUCCUCCUCCAUCGCCUUGGCUUCUCAGCGCAGAAAUUAGAUGAAGACCUUGUCCUGAAAGUCUUGAAGGCCCUGAAAUGUCCCUUGAAAUUAAACAAAUCUGCACUCAAAGCCCCGGGUACCCCUCAUGCCUGGCCUAAUUUGCUUGCCGUCAUUCUCUGGGCUGUUCAGAUAGUUAAGUACAACGAUCAUUUGUUGAACUCCCCGUCGAGUUUUGAGGAUAAUAGCAUGUUCAAGUACACGGCAAAUAGUUACUUGAGUUACAUUAGGGGGGAUGAUCAGGCAGUGGAUGCUUUGGACGAAGAGUUUAUGAGAGAAUUGCGCGAGGAAAGAGAUAAAAUAGAGGAGAAUGUGAAGGCUGUUGAAGGAAAUGUGAAUGAAUUGGAGGUUAAAUUGGAGAGUUUGAAGAAGGGACCGAGCCAGAAGGAGGCAUUGGAGCAGGAGAAGGCUUUAUUGGAGAAGGACGUGACUAAGUUCCAUAUGAUUAUUGAGCAGUUGGAUGGGCAUAUGCUGGAGGUGCAAAAGAAAAUUGAGGAGAAGGAGAAGGAAUUGGAGGUAAAGGUGGCUGAGAGGAAAAGGAUCUGCGAUGAGAACGAGGAGUUGAAGAGAACCAUAGAGGAACAGGGUAUUAAUGCAAGGGAUGCAGAGAGGAUGAAGAGAGAAUUGCAGGCUGUGGAGAGGGAAAAAGAGGACGCAGAGGCUUCUAGGAAUGGUUGGGAGGAGAAGAUUUGGGAGCUUGAUUCUGAGAUCGGGCAUAAGUUCAAGGAGCUUGAGUGGUUAGCAAUCGAGUGCAACCAAGCUAUCCGGAGGUUAAAGCUUGGAAUUGGAUUUCAAUAUCAGUUGAAUGCCAAGGGGUCCACACCUGGUGAUGUACUGGGAUCAGAUUACAAAUCAAUACUGAAGCCUGCACUCACCUCAUUUGCUGAAGAAAUAAAAGCAAGUUCAGUAGAGAAAUUGGAAGAAUUGAUAUCUCUUCGGCAACAGUCCGGAGAGAACGCUGCUAAGAUUGAGGAGAAAAGAAAUCGUAUCUCUGCCUUUCAAUCCUAUAUUGACGAAGUAAGUGCUCACAUCCAUUAGAUAUUUGCAAAUGCCUCUUUUGCAUCCACGCCUCAAUUCAUUAAAAAUCAUGAGCCAUGUAACGAUCACCCACUGCAUGCUGCUUUAAACUUACCAGAUUACAUUGCAUCCUCAAUUAAUAGGUUGUCCAAUAUGAAAAUAAGUGUGUAUUGGAAGAAUCUCAAAUAAUUGAGUGAUGUGCCCCACUAUCCUCUACCACAUAGUGACAUGGAGAUAAUUGUGCAUUUUG